AUGAACCCACAACCCGGUCUCUCGGUUGUCACUUCAUCUGGCCUUGUGUUGGCUUCUGGCGAACCAGGCACUCCAGCGUCGUGGCUAGACCGCGAAGUGCGUCCAAUGAUACGUCUCCAUGUACUCAUCCUUGAGGUUGGUUCAGUAGAUCGCUCCGUCCGUAGCCACAUAGGCGUUGGUCAAGUACGUGUUCAUUUAACUGACCUCAAUGACAAUGCACCUAUCUUUCUUGUGCCAUUUCGUGGCCUGGCAGUUGGCUAUCAGACAGUUCUCUGUCUCGACGAUGCAAUAACGUCUCUUAGUUCUGGACCUCUAUCUGGUGUUUUGCCUUCCAACUUGCUCGAUAAGAACAAUAUUGAAAGUUCUCUGACAAUAAGCAGAGCAGAAUCCAAUGGCAAGCAGCUCGGAAUUGACUGCACACAAGCGGCAAGCUUUAAAGUGAGUCGAUGA
This is a messenger RNA of Protopolystoma xenopodis, 450 nucleotides long. The record is from the annotation of a GenBank genome assembly. NCBI's taxonomy places the organism in Eukaryota, Metazoa, Platyhelminthes, Monogenea, Polystomatidea, Polystomatidae.